Molecule: messenger RNA, 1227 nt
Organism: Mesorhabditis spiculigera
Lineage: Eukaryota; Metazoa; Nematoda; Chromadorea; Rhabditida; Rhabditidae
Source: the annotation of a GenBank genome assembly
AUGACGAGUGCCGGAAGAAAUUCGCUGCGGCUUUCCCAGUUGCGACUGCGUGAUUUCCGCUGCUUUGAAUCGAUCGAUAUCGACUUCCACCCGCAGUUGACAGUAUUGGUUGCGGCCAAUGGUACGGGUAAAACGUCCAUCCUCGACGCCAUCGCCAUCGCCUUUGGUCCUUAUAUAGGGGCAUUUGACGAGGCGACGCCAAGGGAAUUGGUUGCCUAUGGCAAGCGCAUGCAAGAAGCUUCGCGCACGCCCGACACUGAGGUCGUUCUGCCACUGAUCGCGUACUACGGCACUGGACGUCUGUGGCAGCAAAAAAAACUGACAGAUGCGAAGAACAUCCAACGCACCUCAAGAACCGUCGGCUACACCGACUGCCUCGAUCCGGCAUCCAGCUAUAAAUCGUUCGUGCAAUGGUUUCGCUACUGGAGCCUGAAUGCCAAAGAAGCCCAACUCAAGGCGCUUGAAGCAGGGGUCAGCAUUGCCAAAACCGAAUUCGACACCUACAUCCAGUCAGUUAGUCGAGCCGUGAACGUGUGCAUUCAACCGGCAGGCUGGAGCGGUAUCGAGUACUCCUUCACCCGCGACACGCUGGUUGCCCGACAUGAGCAAUUAGGCGAACUACCAGUCGAGUGGCUCAGCGACGGUAUUCGCAACAUGAUAGGCAUGGUGGCCGAUAUCGCAUUUCGCGCAACCAAACUCAACGGCCACCUUGGUGCGCAAGCGGCGCAAAAGACACCAGGCCUGCUGCUUAUCGACGAAGUCGACAUGCACCUGCAUCCGGAAUGGCAACAAGUAGUGCUGCUCAACCUGGCCCAGGCGUUCCCGGCCAUGCAGCUUAUCGUGACAACCCACAGCCCUCAGGUGUUGAGUACGGUCUCAUCGGACAGUGUGCGAAUCCUGCGCAGCGAAAUCGUUCCCGAGACCACCAGCCGGGUCACCACCGUCAGCGAGCCACAAUGGCAAACCCGCGGCGUCGCCAGCUCCGACCUGUUGGCCCGUAUCAUGGGCGUCGAUCCGGUACCUCAUGUGCCUGAGGCCAUCUGGGUUUCUGAUUACCAGGCACUGAUUCAACAGAACCUUCAUGAGCAGCCUGAGGGACGUAUAUUGAGAGACAGGCUGGAAGCCCAUUUCGGGGCUGAACAUCCAGUUGUGCACGAACUUGAUCGGCUGGUUCGUUUACAGGGAAUCAAGCAGCGGCUGCCCCGCGAACUUGGCAACAGGGAGCGU